This is a messenger RNA of Anopheles stephensi (Asian malaria mosquito), 6969 nucleotides long. RefSeq lists its product as uncharacterized. Lineage: Eukaryota; Metazoa; Arthropoda; Insecta; Diptera; Culicidae. Gene Ontology annotation, biological process: termination of RNA polymerase II transcription. Gene Ontology annotation, molecular function: helicase activity; transcription termination site sequence-specific DNA binding; protein binding. The transcript is spliced from 7 exons. The coding region runs from base 493 to 5121 and encodes 1542 amino acids. The record is from RefSeq and is a predicted model, not a curated record. Gene Ontology annotation, cellular component: nuclear body.
CUAAACCUCAAUCAGUAUAGUCCAGUCUCGGGAGCUUUCAUUCUAAGGUUUUGGCCACCGUAUUCGCAAACAGUCCAAUUCGAACGAAUUUGGGAAGCGAACGUCCGCAACAAGCGUACGUGAAGUAAGAAGAUAUACUACUGAUUAAUCCAGGAAGAAACCUUUACUCCGAUCCAGCUUGGAUUGACCAGUUUUCGUGGGAAGUGAAUCCCUCGGCGAAAUCAUAUUCGUUGGCACGGCAGUUGCACAUUUGUGUUUUCAAAAUUAAAUUGCUCACUUGCCAUCGGCAUGACCGUACGAGCUUCCACUAUUCAAACUGACAGUUGCAACAAACGGCGCUUUGUAUUCCAUUCUCAAAACAAGACCCGGCAUGAGCGAACGGAGCCUUUUGUGUCUUCCGUUUCCCAUGAAAUUUAGACGCAAAAUUCAUUCCGCGACGACCAUCAACCACAUCCGAGUGCGUGCGUUCGAGGGGAAAUAAUUGCCAAAAACAUGGAUUCGAAGAGCAAAGACCCAAAUAAAAGCGACAGCUUCGUCUGGUUUCUGUCACGAUGUUUUCACGGCGAUCACAAAACCAUACCGAUACGGGAGAGUUGUCUAACCUUGGGCCGAGGCGAUGGCGUGGGGUACCAGUUUUGCCCAAAGAAAUAUCAUUACCUAUCACGGAAUCACUGCACGGUACAGAUUAUCGACGGAAAACCCACCAUAACCGACUGUAAUUCAGCCCGAGGCACAUUCGUGAACAGCAAACGGCUGGACAAGUUUUCUCCCGGACGAAUCGAGCUGAAUGAAGGCGACCAUGUUGGCAUCGGACAUAAGAAUGAUGAAAUUCAACAGUAUUUCAAAUUUCACGAGAACAUACUGAAGUAUCGGGUGUGUCGCAGGAUUAGCGACGACGAAGCAAUCAUCAUUUCCGACGAGGAAGGAGAAACAAGCAGCGCUUACGAACGUUCGCUCGAGGAUAUUCGUUCGAGCAAAGCUUCAAACCCAUCACCUCCGGAUCCAUGCGAGAACAUCAUCGAAAGCAUCAAGCCAAAGGUAGCGGUGUCACCGGUGCCGGGACCUUCCGGUUUGAGGGUGUCUACGGGCGUGUCGGCACCGAUGGAUUUGUUGAAAAAUUCGAGCUUCGAGGAUGAGUACGACAUGUGUGUCGGUCGAUUAAAUACCUCAAUGGGGUACGAGUCGGACACCGAGCCGACCUCGCCGGGCCACAACAAAAGUGACGUUAUCGUCCUGUCGGACGACGAUGAGUAUGUCGAUCUGCAGCACACGCAAUCGGUGCUGGAUGAGAUUAAGAAAGAGAUGGAAAAUAUUCAAGCAGACGCCUCAUCCACCACCAACAUCAUCGAUGACGCCAAUAACAAUCAGUGGGCAUUGAAGCUGAAGCCGGAUAUCGAUGCGACGCAGCGUUAUAAGAAAAAAUCCAAAGAACAGUCCAAAAAAACGAACGAUGGCAUUAAGAAGGACAAAGAAUCCUCUAGGAAGGAAAAAGAUUCCACUAGGAAGGAAAGUAGUGAUCGGCACCGCAAGCGCCACAAAUCUUCCGACCAUUCUCCAGCAGAGAAGAAAAAGGCGAAGCGGCGUGACAGCACGGAAGGAAAGCAACCGCACGAUGUUCCGUUGAAGAUUUCGUUGAAGCGUAGCUCCAAGGAUUGGGUAAUAGCGAACGAAAAGAGUGACGAACCAAAGCAGCAGGUACGCAUGUCAGUCGAUACAGUCCCCCCACCAAACGAGCCACCGGUGGACGGUGAGAAGAAGCGUACGGUUUGCGAAUCGGUGAAGGGUGAUGGGAAAAUACUAAUACCAGAGCAGCCAAGGGUCGUGCGAAACCGACGUCAUUCGGUUGCCGAUUGGAAUGUGCUCGGUCCGCGAAAGCCCAACGGAACGAUCGAAAUAACGCCGCCGGAACACCAUCAACCGACAAAGAACGGUUCCACGCACCGGACUGGACCGCUUUGGCUGAAUAGUUCCAACAUUCCCGAUCCGAAGCCUUCCGCAGAAACGUCUACACAUGGAGCGCAUAGCAAAACUAGCAAAACGCUCGCCCUAAAACGACGCAGUUCCAUUUCCACGCGGGAGGAAAUGCAAGCAAUGAUUCAUAAGAAAAUUAAACCGCGCUAUUCCGUUUCGGACCCAAUCUUUGACUUCCAGCAAAUACCAGCAGUAAGUAAGGAGCAGAAGGAGCAGCGGAAGAGCAGGUUGAUGGAGGUCACUAUGAACAAGAGAAACCGCGAACAAUCGGAACCACCGAAGGAUGACGCAUCCGUGAAGAAGACCGGCACCACCAAACCAAAGGUCAAGUUUACACCCAACAAUCGGGGAACGUUCCUUACUGCUCCCAUCCCACCACCACCAUCACGUGCCACCACAUCGCGUCCAUCGUCCGUGGACGAAAGCAUCGUGUGUACGCAAUCGACCGCCCUCGACCUGCUGCCGGGCGUAAACCUGCCGGCAGAGGAGGAAGUGGUUGAUAUGCGGCCAAAGAAGCUUACCUUCGAGGGUGUUGCGCGCGUCAGCAACGUUGAUCGGCAGGCACCGGAAGGCAGUGCACCGGGCAAGAUAUCUGCCCGGCGACAUUCCUUGCUGCUGGACCAUUCGAUGUUUUUAAAGCCAACAACAGUGCCACAAUCGGCCAUCGGCAAACCCUCUCCGGCGGUCAAUUCAAAGAGUUCGGACAGUUCCAAAAAUGCCAAAGCCAAACCACCACCCGAAAGAGCCGUCUGUUCGAACAAUAGCAAUCCCACCGCGAGUGCCAACAAACCGAACGGUUUCUAUGCUCCCCGCAUAACGGUAGCGUCCGAAGGGGAGACGGUGGUUAAAAAGCGCCCGCUGAAGAGCAUUCUAAAGUCGUACGAUAGCACGCCUACCGCGAAGAGCGCAAACACCGCCCGUAAAACGGUGACCAUCAUGGAGACUUUAAACAAAACGCGGCUGAUCGACAGAUACAUUCAAGGAUCUAGCUGUACAAAUGAAAAUGUCUCGCCAGUGUACAUUCAGGAGCAGGCGCGCGCGUACGAGCACAAGCUGAUAGUGGAAAUACUUCGAUGGUCCACGGAGCUGAUGAUGCGCCAGCAGCAGUCGGAGUGUGGAAGCAAUUUGCCAUUCGCCGCCGACGACACGAUACCGCCAAAGUUGGAAAGCUACGACAAGUAUGAGACAUUCAAGAGCGUACACGCACCGUUUCUGAAACGCGAGCUGUGGAAGGAGAUAUGCGACAAUGCGCGGGAAAUGGCAUUCUUCCUAGUGCCAAACACCCUGAACUGCCAGGAGCGUGAGGAUGUGUGUGAGCUGCAGUGUGAAGUGCCCCUGAACGCUAUCGAACAGCUGCACUGUCCGGCAUUCGAUUUCGGUGUAGUCGAGUACAGCAUCUCACCGCACCAAAGGGUCAGCUCGUUUUUCUAUCUGCAGAAGCAGGAACGGAUAACGUGGCCCGGUAACGGUGGCGAAGGUAACAUCAACGGCUCACACACCCCGGAACCAGCCAUCAAAUACAUCCUGGUCGUAUCGAAAGAAGAGCUGCAACGGUUAAAGCAUGGGAGAAAUUUUGUCCUACGUCCUAUCACAAGAAUUUACCUGUACUUACGGCGAUGGCGAGCACUCUGCACCGUGCAAUACUCGCAGCUGCUGGAAAACAUUCUUUCGCCCUCGCUUAACGUGCAGAACGUUCUGACGAUCGCGGAUAAGCUCCAGCAAAACCCGAACCCGUUCACCAAUGUCGAGAAGCACCUGGAACCGGGCGCGCUCAAUCCGUGCCAGAUGCGUGUCGUAUCGUCGGUGCUGGGCGAGUGUCGCUUUGACGAUUUGGCUACCAUCUCCAUCAUACAGGGACCGCCGGGUACGGGCAAAUCGCGUGUCAUCAGCCACCUGGUGCUGGAGCUGAUGCGGGUGGCACGCGCCGACAGUACCCGGAUGAAGGUGCUCGUCUGUGCAGCUUCGAAUACAGCGGUGGACGUGAUCGUUAAAAAGAUCUUGCUGCUGAAGAAACGAUCAGCACAAACGAACGCUUUAAAGCUGGUACGAACGGGAGCAAAGAAUAAAGUCGACCCUUCCUGUCUGCCGGUGUUCAUCGAUAAGCUGGUUCAGGACAGAGUGAAUCCACCGAAUGCGCAGCGGAGCAAAACUGAUGCCGAGCCGAAGAAACGGGAGAAACGGGGGACACGGGACGAGAUUAUGGCUCGCAUUAAGAUCAUCAGCGAGGCCGACAUCGUGUGUACGACGCUCGGAAGCUGCUCGAUGCUGUCGUCGUACUGUGACAAGCUUAAGUUUAACGUCUGCCUGGUGGACGAGGCUACACAGUGUACCGAACUGUGUACACUGCUUCCGCUGCAGUACAAAGUCUCCAAGCUGGUGAUGGUGGGUGACAUCAAUCAGCUGCCGGCCACCGUACUGGAUCAGCAAAGCGCUGAAGCUGGGUUCCGCAAAUCGCUUUUCGCCCGGCUCUACCAAUCGUACGUCGAUGGUAACAAGACGAAAGAGCUGAAGGUGCUGAACACACAGUACCGAAUGCAUCCGGAGAUAUGUCACUGGCCAAAUGGCUACUUUUACCACAACCAGCUCAAGAGUGCCCCGUGCACCGAGGCCAACCGUAAGGACAUUCCGCUCAAACCGUACAUGGUGAUAAGUCUCAGCUACGACCAGGAACUAACGCAGGCACAGUACGAGAUUUAUAAUACAGAUGAAAUUCGGUUCGUGGUGGGGCUUAUGAAGCAGAUGGUGCGGCGCUGUGAUAAGCAUGCGUCAUUCGCGAUCAUAACACCGUACUCGCGGCACAAGGAAGAGCUGAUCAAAACGCUGCGCCUCGCGAAGCUGGACCGUGUGGAGGCGCAUUCGAUCGAUUCGGUACAGGGUAAAGAGUUCGAUGUGGUUGUCAUAUCGUUGGCACGGUCGAACGGGGCCGGUUUCCUGGAUCAGCCGGAGCGCAUCAAUGUGGCGCUCACACGUGCUCGACAGAGUCUGGUUCUGUGUGGGAAUUUCAACAGUUUGAAGUACAAACCCGUCUGGUCAUCGUUGUUGGCGGAUGCACAAAAGCGAAAGGUGUACUACGAGCUGGAAGAUCAUGACGCGCAUGUACAUGGAGAGCAGAUGGUGGAAAGCAUCAUGCAACGGUUGCGCAAGAGCUGAACCUGUUAGGCUCGGAAUGGGGGUUUAAGUCAGAGAUUGUUUGGUUUGUUUGUUAAGAAUAGUUAGGCAGCACGGGACAGGUAAAAGGGUAAAUUGCCUUACAAAUUGAAUUUAGUAUUUAUAGUUCAGUAAAGUUCCAAUUGCGUAAGUUGAAUCUCUAGAAACAGACGAUAGAUAACAGGAAGUGCCUUAAAAGAUCUGAUCGAGGAAUUUGCUUACGAAUUGUUUUUGGUUUGCGUUUUAGUUUGUUGAGUUUAAUAGAAGCGCCAAACACACAGGCUUUCGAGAUUUGAAUGCAGUAUUGUUUUCGUGUCGGCCUGUUCCGGUCACGAAAUGCUACAAUGUAAGAAACACACAGUACGGGAAAGCGCCAUCAACUUUACGAGGUAGAUUAAUGUUACCGAGCAGUUGCAAAUGUGUGUAUCGUGAGCGCUAGGAAUGAUGAAUGGAUGAAUAAAACAAAACGCCAGUUUUUCCUCACUUAACUCGCCUGGUGAGAGAGAGGGAGAGAGCGCGCGUAAAAUAGUAUUGGUGAGAAGAAAAACAAUAGCGGUGGAAAACACCUGCAGCGUACGCUUAUCAAACGCUCUCGCAGGACAUAUGCAGCUUCUAUGUGUGAGGAAAACCCGUGCGUGAGCGAGAGAGACAGAGGCAUAGUGAGCUAUAGUGAGAAUGAGAGUUUACCACACGGUGAGAGCGAUCGUGCAGUAGUGAGCUUGAGAGAUAGAAUGAGCAAGAGAGAUAGGUAAAUGCGGUGCCUGCUGCUGCUGCUAAGCGGUCAGGUCGUGUUCGUCGAGCAGCAGCCUGUUCAGUCGAGAAUUGUUGUCGUUCGUGACGGGCAGAACAGUGAGUAACGUGCGUUCGUUCGGCUCGCACUUACGGUCUUACUUUUUUCUUUUUCUCUAAAAGUCUAAAAUCUCUACAUCCGUGCCAACCCCCGUUACCCCCCAUUUUCACGGUGCCCUCCGUGCAUAGGUUCGCCCACAAUACGGGUCGGGUUUUCGUGUGGGAAAGAAACUGGUGCGCGUACAAUACGGCAGAUUGUGUCCCGAAACAAAGCGCUAAAAUAUGGUGCAUUAGUGGUCGCCUGAAGACGGGGGCUGCGGCCAAGGCCUAGACCAGAUAGGUGCGUGCCGCGAGUGAUCUUGGUGUAUUCGAAUUCAGGGCUUAAAGAAUUAGCAAAUGUGAUAAGAUGUGAUCGGCGGCACUGGUGGCGCAUCGCGGAGUUGUGCAAGUUGAAACCGAAACGCUUAAGCCUUUUUAUCGUAGCAGGCGUUGCCCUCGGUAGGCUCCUCGUGUCCGGAAUACGCAAAGUGAGGUGAAAAUUGUCGAAACCGCUCACCGUCGCAAAGGUGAGCUGGUCAAGUCCGUGCUGUUGCAUCUACGUAGCGUGCCCGCGCAAGCAGCAGUCAGGGGGAAAAGUGUGGAUAAAUGUGAAGAAAAGCCAUUUUCAAACCAGUUCCUUCGAAUGGGCGAAAGAUGUCACCGGGUAGUGGAAGUCAUUUUGCACGGGAUCCGUAACAAUCGAGAAGUCGUUUUGUUCCGAGCCGGAAUGCUGAGCCUGAAAUCGAGCGAGUGAUUUAUGGUUCCUUUGGAAAUCGGCAAAUGGAAAAAAAGUAAGUUAGCGAAAGAUGUGAAUACCAAGCUACAACUCUUGUCGGAAGCAAAGGAUGGUUUGCGUUUAUUAGUAUUGUGUAUGUGAGCGGGUUAAUGCAAGUUCCAUGACGAUCUGUACGACAGGUGUAUUACUGAUUACUGAGGACAGAUUAUGUUUAAUGCUUUAUUCGUAAGUGCCAAAGUUUUAAUCUUAAUUUUACAUACAUAAAAAAAUCAUGACUUACUUUAUAA